AUGGGGCAGACCACUUCUGCUCCAGCCCAUGCCGAAUCAGUUGGUCUUCCCCACCGUGGGCUGCCCUUGCGGGCAGCUGGAAACGGGGACACCAGGAUUUGUUCCCAAGCUGAGUAUCCCAGGGUCCCUCCCACUUGCUCCCAGCUCUGCUGGGCAAGGGCUGGCAGUGCCCCAUGGCUGGGAGGGCAGGGGAGACAUCGCAGCUGUUUAACCAUUAAACCUGGGGCGUCUUGGAAGAGGCGGGGACACUGGCUUCCCUGCCACUUCACCCUGUACCUUGCUCCCUCUUGCAUUCCCUGCAGCCAUGAAGCAAACAAAAGGUAUGUGCCAGGGCAGUGGGGCAUCCUCCUGUGGAGACCCUUCCCCACACGCGUGUCUCCAUGCUGUGCUUCUGCAUGGAGCAAGGCAAUGUCAGAGCCCAGGCAGGCCAUGGAAAGGAGCUAGAGGCAUCCAGGAAAAUGCAGGUGGACAUUGUGGGGGCACUUGGCAGGAAUCCCCUCUCCUUGGGUUUGCCAAUCCUUGUGCUGGAAGAGGUGGGGAGGGGUUUUAUGGGGAGGUGCACAGGGGAAGGCCUCCAUCUCCUGGCUUCAGCCAUCUCUAGGGCCCUGGUGACCCUUCUUAUCCCUCACUCAAAAGCCCUGUAAACCCCCAGGACUAACCUCCAUCUGCAUACUGCUGCCUGGCCCUACUUUACCCCUGGUGCUGUAGGACCCCACUGGGCUGGGAAGCAGGUGCUCGUUGGACCCAAGCAGCAGGUGUCCUGCUGCUUUGAAAUGCAAUAGGACAUUGGUGGUGGGGCCAAGGGCUGAGCUGUGCCCAGGCACAGGCUGUAGCCAGGGGGCAGAGGGGCCAGGGGGACUGCAUGUACUCAGCAAACCCACCUUGCCUGGUGUGGCAUGCUCGGCCAGCGAAUGGACAAGCCUUGAGUGCUCGAGAGUGUGGGGUCUGCUCCCAGCCUGCCUCCUGCACUGACCUCUCUUCUCCCUCUGCAGGGCUCAAGGGCGAAAAGAAGUCCAUCAUAAAAUUUGAAUUUAACCCCAAAGACGGUAUUGACAACCCUGCCUUGUCGCUGGCGGAGGACACGGAUGGCAAGCGUAUGGGGGAGCCCCGCUUCUACCUCCUGAACAAGGGCAGUGCGGAGACCUUUGGCUUCUGCCUCCAUGAGGAGCUGGGCUGCCAGGGCCACAUCAUCCGGCAGAUCGAGGUGGGGGGGCUGGCCCAGCGCAGGGGACUGCAGGAUGGGGACCGGCUCCUCCAGGUCAAUGGCCACUUCGUGGACCACAUGGACCACAACAGGGUGGUGCAGAAGAUCAAGGCCAGCGGGAACCAGGUUCUACUGGUGGUGCUGGAUGGUGACUCCUACGAAGCAGCCAAAGCCCUGGGCAGGGACCUGUCCCAGAUGCUGCCAGCUGACAUCCGCCCACGCCUCUGCCACAUAAUGCGGGACAAAAGUGGUUUUGGCUUCAGUGUGUCAGGUCCAGAAGGUGUGAAGGGCACCUUCCAGCUGUCGGUGCAGCAGGAUGGGCCAGCGGAGAGAGCAGGGGUGCCGCCAGGGUCCUGGCUCCUGGAGCUGAAUGGUGCCAGUGUGAGGAGCUACUCGCACGCGCAGCUUGCCCGAAAGCUUAAGCAGAGUGGCAGCAAGGUGACACUGCUGGUGGCAUCCACUGCCGUGGAGGAGUUUUACCGCCUGCGGGGCCUGCAGGUCACGGCUGCCUUGGCAGACACCUCCUGGCUCCCCUUCAAGGUCCGGGAGCUGCACAUGAUGAAGGGUCCAGCUGGCUAUGGGUUUCUGCUCAAAGAGGAUGACUGCAGCUCAGGGGCCACAGGCCAGUUCCUGUGGGAUGUGGAUGCAGGGCUGCCAGCUGAGCAGGCAGGGAUGAAGGAAGGGGACCGUCUCCUGGCUGUGAAUGGUGAGAGCAUUGAGGGGCUGGACCACCAGCAGACAGUGCUCAGGAUUCGUUCCCAUGACGACCAGGUGACACUGCUGGUCAUUGACCCCACUGGCGAUGAGUUCUACCAGUCGAUUGGGCUGUCCCCUCUGCUAUUCUUUGAGGAAAGUGACCCUGCCUCAGGAUCCCGCAUGCCCUCCCUGCCCUCUCCCAGCAGCUCCCCUGGACUGUGUCAUGUUGAGGUGGGACCAAAGAGACCUGGCUCCUGGCUGGUGGCUGCUGCCAACAAUAUAGGGAUCAAACAGAGCCUGCACCAGGAAGAGCAGAGAAGGCUGCACCAGGAAGAGCAGAGAAGGCUGCACCAGGCGUUCUAGCAGCCCAGGUGCACCCUGUUUCCAGCCAGGCUCCCCCAGACAGUGCCUCAACCCAGGCCAUGUCCAGUCCAUCAGUGCUCCCCAGAGAGCACAGCACUGCUCAGCAUGGUUGUCGCAUACAGAGCUGCUGUGUCUCCAUGCCCGCAAUGGGGCUCGCUGCAUCACACCUCCCAGAGACUGAUCUCCGCUGACAGAGCUGGCUCCAAGCUUUUAUUAACAUGGCAGUGGCUUCUUUUAACCUGAAGACAGACCUGUAUCUUUGCCUGCCCAGCUUCCUCCAGGGGUAUCUAGGGACACUGCACUGAAGCCCUUGACCAGCUCCAGGCUGUGGGAGCCCCAGGAGAGCCGAGGCACUGCCCUCCAUGCCAUGACCCAGGGGACUGGGGAGCCUGAGGCUUGGCUCAGCCCAGGGCUGGCCUUCAGGCUGCUGUGUGAAGGGAAAGGGAGCAGUGGAUGCCGACGGGGCACUGGAGGAACCCCGCAUCUCAGUGUGUUGGCUCAGGUUUGCACCUGCAUGGAUAUCUCUCUUGUCCUGCCUCUGAACUUGUGGGCAGUGAGUGUCUGCCCACCAUCACAGCACUUCCUGUGUCACCCAUUUGGGGUGUGAUUAAAGGACAAAUCCACACUG
This is a messenger RNA of Phalacrocorax carbo (great cormorant), 2891 nucleotides long. NCBI's taxonomy places the organism in Eukaryota, Metazoa, Chordata, Aves, Suliformes, Phalacrocoracidae. The record is from RefSeq and is a predicted model, not a curated record.